UUUCGAUACCGGAUAGGCGUAUGUAGCCGCUGUUCCAGCUGUGUUGAAAAUCACCGUCAACCCACACUGCCAGAUAAAGUACAUUAAAAUUGGCUCGCUAAAUCGCUUCAUCCGGAAGCGAAAAGGGAGCCAGGAUGUCGGCAAGCGCGGUGUAUGUGUUGGACUUGAAAGGCAAGGUCCUCAUUUGCCGCAAUUACAGGGGAGAUGUGGACAUGUCAGAGAUCGAACAUUUCAUGUCCCUCCUCAUGGACAAGGAGGAGGAGGGCACCUUGUCCCCGAUCCUGGCUCACGGUGCAGUUCGUUUCAUGUGGAUCAAACACAACAACCUGUACCUUGUCGCAACGUCCAAGAAAAACGCCUGUGUCUCCCUCGUUUUUUCCUUCCUCUACAAGAUUGUCCAGGUGUUCUCUGAGUACUUCAAGGAGCUGGAGGAGGAAAGCAUCCGGGACAACUUUGUCAUCAUCUAUGAGCUGAUGGACGAGCUAAUGGACUUCGGUUACCCCCAGACCACUGACAGCAAGAUCCUGCAGGAAUACAUCACUCAGGAGGGCCACAAGCUGGACACCGGGGCCCCACGGCCCCCGGCCACCGUCACCAACGCUGUGUCCUGGAGGUCAGAGGGCAUCAAGUACCGCAAGAACGAGGUCUUCCUGGACGUCAUCGAGUCUGUCAACCUUCUGGUGAGCGCUAACGGAAACGUGCUGCGCAGUGAGAUCGUGGGCUCCAUCAAGAUGCGUGUGUUUCUGUCGGGAAUGCCUGAGCUGCGACUGGGUCUCAACGACAAGGUUCUGUUUGAGAACACCGGCAGGGGGAAGAGUAAGUCAGUGGAGCUGGAGGAUGUGAAGUUCCACCAGUGCGUGCGUCUGUCGCGUUUUGAGAACGACCGCACCAUCUCCUUCAUCCCUCCUGAUGGGGAGUUUGAACUCAUGUCCUACCGGCUGAACACGCAUGUAAAGCCGUUGAUCUGGAUCGAGUCUGUGAUUGAGAAACACUCGCACAGCAGAAUCGAGUACAUGAUCAAGGCUAAGAGUCAGUUCAAGAGGAGGUCCACCGCCAACAACGUGGAGAUCCACAUUCCUGUCCCCACCGACGCCGACUCACCCAAAUUCAAGACCACAGUGGGCGGGGUCAAAUGGGUCCCGGAGAACAGCGAGAUCAUCUGGUCCAUCAAGUCCUUCCCAGGUGGUAAGGAGUUCCUGAUGCGAGCACACUUUGGACUGCCUAGUGUAGAGGCUGAAGACAAAGAGGGGAAACCACCCAUCAGCGUGAAGUUUGAAAUCCCCUACUUCACAACCUCAGGAAUCCAGGUGCGCUACCUGAAGAUCAUUGAGAAGAGUGGGUACCAGGCCUUGCCAUGGGUUCGGUAUAUCACUCAGAACGGAGAUUACCAGCUCAGAACACAGUAAGAGGAGCAGUCGCAGUUGCUGGAGCACAGAACGGCCAGGAGCCGCUGGCUGUGUCCGAUGUACAUUUCUGAGAUGUGCUCGUCACGUUGUGCCACAGGGCUCCAGAUUCCUCUGAUGUUUUGUUAAAGCUUGUGUUCACCAAUCAAAUCAACACGAGUCGGCAGAUGACCACGGACUCGACACAAAACCGUAACACGUGCUUGAUCCUCUAGACCAGUAUUCUUUUUAAAAUUCCAACUUGGCUGCAACAGGUCGCAAAAAUAGCUUUUUUUUGACAAUAAAGAAAUAUAACUAAAACAGGUGAAUCAAAAGAUAUCUGCCUAAUAGUUUAUUAAAUGGUCAAAUUUUUAAAACAGUUGUUUAGGUUUUUCCAGUCCCAGUUUUGGACAGUUGGGGAAAUUGUGAAUACAGACAGUAGAAGUUAACAAUAUUAAAUAUGUUCAUAGGUCAAUUUCAGGUUAUUUUUUUCAUACUCCACUGACCAGUGUGCCUCAGAGAUUAGAGGUUACAGAACUGAGAUGUCUGUAUGUGUAAAUGUAUAUAUAUCUCUUGGUUGUCUAUAGAGAAAUGAUCUGGUUAAUGUCUUUUCUUUCCUUUUGUGUAAAUUCUUUUGUGGUAAAAGGGGCUCCAUGGUUGUACUGAAGUUGAUGUAACUCUUUGGUGAUUUGCUACCUCGCCAGAGAGAGGGGAGCAUUCUGGCUAACCAGUAUGGAUCUUUUUCCUUAACUGUGAGUGACAAAUCUGUGCAAAUAGCUCAUAACAUUUAAUCACUACACAUAUGCAUUUAGUUUCAUUUUCAGUGAUUGCCAAACCUGUGAUGUUGUGUAAGGAUUAAAAAAAUCCAAGACCUGCUUGAGUUUGUCACUCAGAAUGAAGUAGGAAGCACAAUGGUCAGAAGUCUGAAAGGUCCCAGUUCAGAGUUCACUGUAAUGUGGUGAACUCCAUUCCUGGUGUCUGUCAGACCACUAAGACACUGUGAAUUCCUCUUUGUAGAUUAGGGCUUGCAUUAGGACAUCUUGAGUUAAUGAAUGAAUGAAUGGAGUUAAGUGAAGGAAGGGGUGACGGUGUCUCGUGCAGAUUUUUACAUUACAUGACAUUUUGCUUAGCAGACGCUCUUGUCUAAAGCAAAUUACAUAGUUUGGA
Molecule: messenger RNA, 2549 nt
Organism: Megalops cyprinoides (Indo-Pacific tarpon)
Lineage: Eukaryota; Metazoa; Chordata; Actinopteri; Elopiformes; Megalopidae
Product: AP-1 complex subunit mu-1-like
Exons: 12
Coding region: 135-1406 (423 amino acids)
Biological process (GO): vesicle-mediated transport; intracellular protein transport
Cellular component (GO): clathrin adaptor complex; clathrin-coated vesicle
Molecular function (GO): clathrin-cargo adaptor activity
Source: RefSeq, a predicted model, not a curated record